AUGGCCGUGACUGCUGCCAACAGUGUACUUACUAGUGACGCCAAGGACAUAGAAAGAUGUUUCAGGUCUGCUGAUAAAAGCAUAGCAGUUAUUUACUCUCUCCUUUUAAUAGGACAAUGCAGCCGAAUAUUCCCACCUCACCUUGGCACAUCACAGAUAAUCCAUGGCAAUGGUACCACCGUUGGCACAGUAAUAACAUUCCAGUGUUCUGCAGAACACCAGCUGAUUGGACAAGGGGUUGUCACAUGUAUUUGGAAAGGAAACAGCACACAGUGGACAGCAGACAUUCCUUCUUGUAAACCCGUAUCCAAAUACGAAACCUUUGGAUUUAAAGUUGCCGUCAUUGCCUCCAUUGUGAGCUGCGCCAUUAUUCUGCUGAUGUCGAUGGCUUUUUUAACCUGCUGUCUUAUCAAGUGUGUUAAGAAAAGUGAGAGAAGAAGAGCUCAAAGGGAUAUGCAACUAUGGUACCAGCUCAGAAGUGAAGAACUGGAAAACAUGCAAGCGGCUUACUUUGGUUUUAAAGGCAGAAAUAACAACAAUAACAAAAUAAAGAAUAAGCCAGUAUUUGAUGAUGGUAGUAAUAUGGCGUAUGACAACCGAGGCUUCUGCAGCUUUCAUGACGAAUGGGCUGGAGGCAUCACAGAGACCGGCUGUUUUGGAGAAAACGAUUUACACAGCAAACCAGCCAAACCCAGCAGUGCACUUGGUAGACAGCUGGGACCGGGGCAUAACGUUGCCAUACAUACCAUAAGUACGAUACAUGUUGUCGAGGUCUAUGGGCAUGAAAAGGACCCACAGGGGACAAUGGAUACUCAUUUACCUGGAUAGGCAGUCUCAUAAACGCAACGAAGGAUUUGCUGGACCAAAGCCAAAUGUGAAUAGAGAUACCUGCUGAAUGUGCCUUAAAACACUGUAUAGAAAUGAAUCACUGCAUUGUUCCCAUGCAUCAGUUACAAUAAACGUCAGAAUAUUGACAGAUUUAACAGAUCUGACAAAUGUUA
Podarcis muralis (Common wall lizard) is the source of this 1001-nucleotide messenger RNA. The record is from RefSeq and is a predicted model, not a curated record. Lineage: Eukaryota; Metazoa; Chordata; Lepidosauria; Squamata; Lacertidae.